AUGGCCACCAACCCCCCGCCGCCCCUCGAGGGCAAGAAGCGCCGCAUCGGUGUCAUGACCUCGGGCGGAGACGCUCCUGGCAUGAACGGCGCUGUGAGAGCUGUCGUGCGCAUGGCCAUCCACCGCGGCUGCGAGGCCUACGCCGUUUACGAGGGCUACGAGGGCCUUGUCCAGGGCGGCGACAUGAUCCGCCCCAUGGUCUGGGAAGAUGUCCGCGGUUGGCUCUCCGAGGGCGGCACUCUCAUCGGCACUGCUCGCUGCAUGAGCUUCAGAGAGCGCCCCGGCCGUCUGCAGGCCGCUAAGAACAUGAUACUCAAGGGCAUUGACGCCCUUGUCAUUUGCGGAGGAGACGGCAGUUUGACUGGCGCCGAUCUGUUUAGAUCCGAGUGGCCCAGCCUGGUCGACGAGCUGGUCGAGAAGAAGGAGCUUACCGCCGACCAGGUCGCCCCAUUCCGUCAUCUCAACAUCGUUGGUCUCGUUGGCUCCAUUGACAAUGAUCUGGCUGGAACAGACGCGACCAUUGGUGCUUACACCUCUCUCGGCGUCAUUUGUGAGGCAAUUGACAAGCUCGACUCCACCGCCUCGUCCCACCAGAGAGCUUUCGUCAUCGAGGUCAUGGGCAGGCAUUGCGGUUGGCUGGCCCUGAUGGCUGGUAUUGCCAGCGGCGCCGACUACGUCUUCCUUCCGGAGAAGCCCCCGGGCGAGGACUGGGAGCAAGAUCUCAGCAAGAUUGUCAAGAAGCACCGUGAAGAGGGCAAGCGCAAGACCAUGGUCAUUGUCGCUGAGGGUGCUCACGACUCCAACCUCAAACCCAUUACUCCCAAUACUGUCAAGGACCUGCUUGCAAACCAGCUCAAGCUGGACACCAGAAUCACUACCCUGGGUCACGUCCAAAGAGGUGGCGAGGCUAGCGCCUACGACCGCAUGCUUUCGACUCUUCAGGGCGCCGAGGCCGUCAAUGCCGUUUUGGAUGCCACUCCUGACACGCCCAGCCCUGUCAUUUGCAUUCUGGAGAACAAGAUUGUCCGCCGCCCGCUUAUGGAGGCCGUGAAACAGACUCACGAGGUUGCUGCUGCCAUCAAGGCCAAGGACUUCGAUCGUGCCAUGAGCCUGCGUGACGUCGAGUUUGCUGAGUACCACGCUGCCUACCAGAUCAUGACCUCUGCCAAGAUUCCAGACCUUCAACUUCCCCCGGAGAAGCGCAUGCGCGUUGGUAUCAUCCACGUCGGUGCUCCGGCAGGUGGAAUGAACGCUGCCAGUCGUGCGGCCGUUGCUUACUGCUUGGCCCGUGGCCACACCCCCGUCGCCCUCUACAACGGUUUCCCCGGCCUCUGCCGUCACCACGCUGACAAGCCCCUCAGCUCCGUUCGCGAAAUCCACUGGCUCGAUGCUGAGAACUGGGUCAGCCGUGGUGGUUCGGAGAUUGGUACCAACCGUGGACUUCCCGCCGAUGAAGCUGAGGGUCUUGAGGGUGUGGCCAAAAUCUUCGACACGUACAACAUCCAAGCGCUAUUCGUGGUCGGUGGUUUCGAGGCCUUCACCGCUGUCAGCCAGCUGAGAAAGGCUCGCCAAUACUACUCCGCCCUCCGCAUUCCCAUGACCGUCCUGCCGGCCACCGUCAGCAACAACGUCCCUGGAACCGAAUACUCGCUUGGUAGCGACACUUGCUUGAACGCGCUUAUCCAGUACUGCGACGUCAUGAGGCAAUCCGCAUCUGCGUCUCGCCGCCGUGUCUUCGUCAUCGAAACCCAAGGUGGCGCUUCUGGUUACAUCGCUACUCUGGCCGGUAUCUCGGUCGGAGCUCUCGCGGUCUACACUCCCGAGGAGGGCAUCACGCUCAGCAUGCUCUCGAAGGAUAUCGAUUUCCUUCGCGACAGCUUCGCCAAGGACAAGGGUCUUGGUGGUGGUGGAAAGAUCAUCCUCCGCAACGAGAAGGCAUCGAAGACCUACAGCACCGAGCUCAUCGCUGAUAUCAUCCGUGAGGAGGGCAAGGGCCGCUUCGAGUCCCGUCACGGUGUGCCUGGUCACUUCCAGCAGGGUGGCAAGCCUUCGCCCAUGGACAGAAUGAGGGCCACCAGGUUCGGUGUCCGCAGUAUGCAGCACCUCGAGAGCUUUGCGGGCAAGAGCAAGGACGAGAUCGCCGCCGAUCCCAUGAGUGCUGUGGUCAUCGGCAUCCGUGGCGCCAAGGUCAAGUUUUCCGCAAUGGAGAAGGUCGAGAACGAGGAGACCGACUGGCCCAACCGUCGUCCUAAGGACGAGUUCUGGAUGGGCUACAAGGAUUUGAUCGACACCCUCAGCGGUAGGCCCAAGCCUGUUUUGUGA
Lasiodiplodia theobromae is the source of this 2322-nucleotide messenger RNA. RefSeq names its product 6-phosphofructokinase. The record is from RefSeq and is a predicted model, not a curated record. NCBI's taxonomy places the organism in Eukaryota, Fungi, Ascomycota, Dothideomycetes, Botryosphaeriales, Botryosphaeriaceae. Gene Ontology annotation, biological process: fructose 1,6-bisphosphate metabolic process; fructose 6-phosphate metabolic process; canonical glycolysis. Gene Ontology annotation, molecular function: identical protein binding; fructose-6-phosphate binding; AMP binding. The transcript has 3 exons. The coding region runs from base 1 to 2322 and encodes 773 amino acids. Gene Ontology annotation, cellular component: 6-phosphofructokinase complex; mitochondrion; cytoplasm.